Messenger RNA from Trypanosoma theileri, 4815 nucleotides. RefSeq names its product ATP-dependent DEAD/H DNA helicase recQ. The transcript has a single exon. Gene Ontology annotation, cellular component: cytoplasm; chromosome; nucleus. Bases 1 to 4815 code for a protein of 1604 amino acids. The record is from RefSeq and is a predicted model, not a curated record. Gene Ontology annotation, molecular function: four-way junction helicase activity; nucleic acid binding; 3'-5' DNA helicase activity. Gene Ontology annotation, biological process: double-strand break repair via homologous recombination. Lineage: Eukaryota; Euglenozoa; Kinetoplastea; Trypanosomatida; Trypanosomatidae.
AUGAAGUCUCCAUUAGACACGUGGCUGCAGGAUCUUCACAUUGCGGUUGGUGCUUACUUUGCGCGGGAUCCACUUCCCCGCGGUGUGGGACCACAGCAGCGCAUAGAGGGAUGGAAACAAAAAGAAAGAAAACUCUUUACCGCAGAAACACUACCAACAACAGUAUCCACACCAUCAGUAUCUGGGAACCGUGAUAAUAGUGGGGUUCUCUCCGUUGCAGUUUAUUCCACUCCCACGACAGUUUUACCUAUCACUAGUACUACAAAUACUACUACUAUUAAUACUAUUAAUAAUAAUACUACUUCUACUAGUAGUGCUAAUAUUAAUACUACUAAUCCUACAACAACUACUACUAUUACUACUAGUACUAGUACUACUAGUAGUAGUAAUAAUAAUAUUAUACGAGAGCCGCAGAGAGUUUAUAAUCACACAACGAAUGCCGCAAUAGCUACAUCUACAGUAAGUACAGCUGCGGCCAUCACAUCAUCACCAUCAACUCCCACGUUAUCAGAAAUUAAAGCACAAAUGUGCGAUAUCACAGAAAGACUACGGCGUGCUCAGAGACACAGAGAUGAUCUUGUGCUUCAGGAAGACGAGGAACAUGACAUUAGUGAGGCUAUUGCCCAAUCUGACCGCACUGUGGCUGAGUUAGAAGCUCAGUUUCUCCAACUUCGACAAAUACAGGCAGUACUACUACGACGUCCUCCACCAAGUUGUAGUAGUAAUAAUAGUAGUAUUAUUAGUAGUCCAGUUACUAUUAUUAACGGACGGACAUCAUUUACAUCUUCAUCUUCUUUUAUUGCUGCUGGUGCUGGUGCUGCUGGUGUGGCUAUUGGGGCAGCACAUGGUCCUCCUGAUAGAAGUUUAGGAAGUGGUGGGGCAUUUGAUAUGAAUAACACAGCAAUGGAUGCUGUUGAGAUGCGGAAGUCUUUUCAAGGAGUAAUGCAGGGUGGGAUUCCAUCAUAUGUAAACAAUUAUUCCUAUGAACAGGGAAGUAAUGCAUAUCCUCCACGGACUGGUAUGAAUAAUGGACCACAACGGUUUAGUUGGGAAUCAUAUGAACAAUCACCACUUCAUCCACAACAACAACAACUACAACAACAAAGAGGAUUAUCUGAUAAUACACCUAUUAGACUUCCUGUAAAUCCUUUUGAUCGUUAUAGUGGAGAAAAUUUUCCCUGGUCAACCGAUUUACGACGAACUAUGAUUGAUAUAUUUGGUCUUCAUCAAUAUCGUUUCCUACAACUUGAGAUUAUGAAUGCCUGUAUGGACAAUCGUGAUGUCUUUGUUCUUUUACCUACUGGAGGAGGAAAGUCACUCUGUUAUCAACUCCCCGCACUCUUACCAAAUCCGGCACAAGUUACUAUAGUGAUAUCCCCACUUAUUUCACUUAUUCAAGAUCAAGUGUAUGCACUUAUUGCUAAUGAUAUUCCUGCUAUGGCAUUAACAGGUCAAACAUUAGAUGCUUCACGACGAUCUCUCUUCUCUGAAUGGGCAUCUAGACAAAUUAUUCAUACUUUAGUUUAUGUUACACCUGAAUACUUUGGACGAAGUGAUCAUUUUGUACAAUCUCUCAUGCAACUUGCAACUCGUGGACUUUUAAGUCGAUUUGUUGUGGAUGAAGCGCAUUGUGUAUCUCAAUGGGGUCAUGAUUUCCGUCCGGAUUACAGAAAAUUGGCAAUAUUAAAACAACAGUUUCCUACUACACCCAUUACAGCACUUACAGCUACCGCAACAGAUAUGGUAAAACAAGAUAUUAUAUCAACUUUAGGGUUAAGAGAUGCUUUAGUGUUUAAAGGAUCAUUUAAUCGACCAAAUCUACGUUACUCUGUACGUAAAGUGGGACGGGAUGUAAGUUCACUUGUGGUAGAUCUUGUUAAGCAUCAAUUUCCACCAAGAUCAUGUGGUAUUGUUUAUUGUCUUUCACGAAAAAACUGUGAAGAGAUGGCGACCGCAUUAUCAGCUGCUGGAAUACGUGCUUCAUACUAUCAUUCAGAAGCGAGUGGAAAAAAUGAUAAACAAGAACGAUGGACAAAGGAUGAACUUCAAGUGAUAUGUGCUACUAUUGCUUUUGGAAUGGGAAUUAAUAAACCAGAUGUUCGUUUUGUUAUUCAUGCAGCGAUGCCUAAAUCUAUUGAAGGGUAUUAUCAAGAAAGUGGACGAGCUGGUCGUGAUGGAUUACCCUCGCAAUGUAUUUUACUUUGUUCACCUAGAGAUAAACAAAGAAUUGAACAAAUGAUUCAUGAUAGUAAAGAUUGGAAAACUUCACUGGAUUCCUUACAUCGAAUGUUAGCCUAUACUGUGAAUGAUGUUCACUGCCGUCGAAUGCAACAACUUGGUCACUUUGGUGAACACGUAGAUGUACAUUACUGUUUAACACAACCUGCAGGAUCUGUAGAAGUGUGUGAUAACUGUGCUAGUAAAAGAGAUGAAAAUUGGGAAACCACCUCUAUGGAUAUUUCAACCAUAAUCAUUGAUCUCUUUAACAUCAUUAAACAUCUCGGUUCCCUCACUUCACGUCAACUCGUCGGUGUAUAUCGUGGAACUGCAGAUAUUGGAAAAGCUAUUGAGACCCGCAUGCGGCAGAAGGGUGCUCCUGUAGAAUAUAAAGCCGGUACACGUCAUUCCAAAUUACUAUUAGAACGUGUAGUACUGGAAGGAUUACUAAUGGGUAUAUUUAAAGAACGACUAGAUACGGUGAAUGACUACGUCACCUGUGCGUUUAUUGAGGCUGGUGAGGGGGCAGGUAUACAAUUACUACGCAAUGUGCAGAAUGGAACACAACGAAUUGAAAUCCCUUUGCGAGGAGAGAAGAAAAAGAAAGAUACCAUUCCCAAAACUACUACUACUACUACUACUACUAUUGGUAGUAGUAGUAGUAUAGAGAAGAAUAGAGAUGGUGGUGUUGAUAUUAUGCAGAGAGUCUCAGCUGAGAAUGAAGAAGACGCCGUUCCUGCAGGAGGGAAUUCCCCUUGUAAAGGUCGUAAAGGGAAAAGAACCAAAACUUCAAAGGAAGAGGCAAAAGAACGAAGAUCUCUGGCUACUGCCGCUGAUGCGAAAACAACAAAAACAACAAAAACCACUACUACUACACAGCGAGGAAAGCAUGGACGAGAGGAAAUGCGUACAAAAAAGAAAAAAUCAUCACGGAAAGCAUCUGCUGGACGAUUUGUACUCACAGAAUGUGAAGGUUCUUCUAUUUCUUCUUCUGCUGCUUCCUCCAAUCUCUCUGGUGUGGACAGCAGUGAAGAAGACUCUCUUGCAGGAUUUGUAACGGACGGUGUGGAGUCAUUCUCAUCCUCAUCCUCAUCAGCAGCCACACAAUCCACAUCCUCUAUUGUCUCUCCACCGCGAAAGAAGAGACAACGCCGCGGUGGACAUCAGCCAUCCGCCUCCUCCAUAUCUUCUUCACAUAUAAACAGUACAAGAACAACAACCACAACAGGAAUCAUUGGCAGUGGUAAUACCGCAACCUCAUCCCUCUCUGUAGAAACACCAUUAAAGGUAGUUAUGAUUCCCGCCGCUCGUCUACGGCAACUUCAAGAUGAACUUCUUGCACAGAUGGAAUCUCUUGUACAAUCCCUCGCGGAACGUUCAGAGGGUGGACGACAGUAUAAUGUGAUGCCAAAGAAAACCAUGCACACACUCGUGGAAACUCUCAGUGUUCCUAGCUGGGGCUCUGUCGCACAGUUAGGUGAUCUGGAAGGUCUUGGUAAGAACAAAGUAAAGAAGUUCGGUGCGGAAAUUCUUCGACUCUAUCGUCAAUUCCGUCAUGAACACAUUGGGGAUGUUGCGGAACUCACCUUAUUGGAAGAGGAAAUGCUGCGACAGACAACAACGGGAAUGGCAAACCGAAAUCGUUUACCUCGUGGAGAUGUACGUACAGGGAAAGUCAUUGAUGACACGGAAACUCCCAUCAAAGCACAAGACUCGGGUUUACUACAACCACAACCAUUACCGCAAGGGAAACGUUUGAUGUUGGACUCCGACGGUACUCCACAGAAACCACCACAGAUAAUGACAAUACCACAAGUAUCAGGAGCAAUAGAGAUAUCACCAACAGGAAGAGCAACCGCAACUUCUACUACUAGUAUUAAUACUAAUACUAAUAAUAGUGUUAAUGCUACGACGACAGUGAUAGGUGGUCCAUCAGCACCAAAGAAAACAUUAUUCAAAAUGCCUGAUGUGGUUUCUACAGUUGAGGAAACUCCUCCACGAACACUUGGUGUACCUGUUGUUUCUUUAACAUCCGGUAGUCUUUCUUCUCCUAUGGAUCCCGUUAUUACAUUUCCCCCCACGGAAGACUCUACUAGGGCAGUAUGGCAGCAGAGUCAUCAAUCCUUUGCGCUAUUUCCAGAUCCUCAACAUCAGCAACAGGAACAAAUGUUGCCUCCAUCUAUCGGACAAGAGUUAAUCGGAGCAACACCACUGCCGUUGGGAUCGGAACUCGUCACUUUAACACAACAACCACACCAACCACUACAACAACAACAACAACAUCCGACACCGUUUGAUGUUAUGGGUGAUGACUAUUUAAUGCGUAUGUGUGAUGAGUCCAUCGCACGUACACCUCUGCGACCAGCCAAUUCAACGGAUUUAACGUACAAUUAUCCCGUUAGCAGCAAAGUAGGAGAAACAACAACAACAACAAGAGUGUCGUGGACACCUGCAGGAGAAAAUGGAAUUCCCCUUAUGCCACGGUGGCAGCAACAUGUACCAUCCUCUGAUAAGAAUCGCAUGGGUAAUGGUAAUAACAGUGGUGUUGUUACUCGGGGUGAAGUUAUUACAGUGAACUCAGAUGAAGAUGAUGAGUAA